Messenger RNA from Solea solea (common sole), 1625 nucleotides. It is a transcript of the gene tamalin, whose product is annotated as trafficking regulator and scaffold protein tamalin. Gene Ontology annotation, molecular function: protein binding. Bases 173 to 1318 code for a protein of 381 amino acids. The transcript is spliced from 8 exons. The record is from RefSeq and is a predicted model, not a curated record. NCBI's taxonomy places the organism in Eukaryota, Metazoa, Chordata, Actinopteri, Pleuronectiformes, Soleidae.
AGAAACAGAGUCGCGUUGUUGAAGGUGUCUUCUCUUCUGACUGAACACCACGCUGCGUCUCUGAGUCUCACAGCUCCACCGCUGCUGCUCCCGCGGAGGGAAAACAGCGCAGUCUAUUAACACUGUUACACACAAAGUUCUGACAUUACAUUCACUCAGACCCGAGCUCAGCAUGACUUUCAGGAGGCUGAAAAAAGUCAACUCCAGCGGUCCAGACUCUGGAGCCGCCGCAUCUCAAGACAACGACAUUUAUUUCCCCUCGUCAAAGUCAGACAGCUGCAACACCAACAGCAACAACACCAACUCUUCCGAGGUCUACAACCACAGGACUCUGGCUUACUCUGGAGGCACGCUGCCCAGGAACUACAAAAAGGGAGGCGAGCUGCAGAAGUGGAAACCCCAAACACAGGCACUGGAACCACAAAGGAAGGUCGUGGUUUUGGAGAAAAAGGAGGAGGAGACAUUUGGCUUUGAGAUACAGACAUAUGGGCUCCACCAUCAGGAGCAGAACUCAGUGGAGAUGUGUACAUUUGUGUGUAAGGUGCAUGGAGACAGUGCGGCCCAGCAAGCAGGACUUAAAGUUGGGGACACCAUCGCAAGUGUCAACGAGACCUUCGUGGAGGGAUUUCGGCACAAAGAGAUUGUUCAGCUCAUCAGGGCCAGCGGCAACACAAUCAGGCUGGAGACGCUGUACAGCGACUCCAUCCGGAAAGCGGAGCUAGAAGCGCGGCUGCAGUAUCUGAAGCAAACUCUUCAUGAGAAAUGGGACGAGUAUCGGUCGCUGGUGGUGCAAGAGCAGAGGCUUGUUCACGGUAUAGUAAUAAGCGAUGCUGCAGUGUACGAGUCCCUGGAGUCAGCAGGUGUGUACGGCAGCCUUGGAACCCCGAGCCCCGCCGCUCAGAGAGCGCUCCGCGGCACUGGCAGCACCAGCAGCAGCGCCAGCUUCCUCAGCACGGCCACCGAGGACGACCCGCUCUAUCAGACCUGCCUGUAUCAGGCCGACGGCAGCAUGGACUCGGACAGCGGCAGCACGGGCAGAAAGAAGGAGCAGCUGCAACUACCGCCGAGGCUGCAGCGUCUGCGGCCGACCAGCGAGUUCUUCUCGAUGGCCAAAACGCAGCUGACCCGCAGUGCCAGCACGCGCAGCUACAUGAGAGGAUCAGGGUCGCAGUCGUCGACGUUGCCUGCCUCGGGCGAGAAGCAGGGAGGAUUCAACUCGCUGCAGAGGAAGCCCAAACAGAAAAGCUUCCGCAGGCGACUCCUCAAAUUCAUCCCCGGACUGAACCGACCGAUGGAGGAAGAGGAGAGCAAACUGUGACGUGAGCUUCUCACUGCAGGACGAGCACAAACUGAACCAAAGAAAAGACAGGAAGCCAUCUUAAAGAGACUGAGACCAAAGUGUAAAAAAGCACUGCAGUUGCACCUCUUCCUGUUAGAAUAGGUAGACAAAUGAACAUCUGGCUACAUUCUGUAGCUUCCCUUGCUUCACGGCUGUACAUAACUUUUGUUUUUCAUUUCUUGUUUAAGUUAUUUAUUUAUUUUUGUUUGUUUUUUGUACAGAAUUAAGCAUUUUUACUGCAUGCAAGGCCCCUUUUUUGACAGCUGAAUAAACGUGCUGUUGUGAA